Molecule: messenger RNA, 7303 nt
Organism: Podarcis lilfordi (Lilford's wall lizard)
Lineage: Eukaryota; Metazoa; Chordata; Lepidosauria; Squamata; Lacertidae
Source: the annotation of a GenBank genome assembly
AGCUUUCGUCUCUGUGCUCUGCAAAUGCUGCCUCGGCGCCGCCAUCUGGGAUCUGGUGAGUCUUAGCUGUCUCCCCCCCCCCCCAUAGGAUGCACUGGGGUUUCGGGGGUGGGCAGGGUCGCUAGGGAGGAUGCAUGGGGCCAGCUCAGCUCAUGCAGGGAGCUGGGCGCUGUGCACAGAGUCCGGAAGGGACUCCAGGGGUCCAACCCCCUCAAAGCAAGGCCAGGAGCAGAGGUUGCUGCCCGCUUCUCCUCUGCAAAGGCAGGGAGCGAGCGAGUUGACAGGAGCUUUGCAACUCUAAGUCUGCCUUUGGAUCAAUACGCUGCUUUCCGCUUUAGUGAGGGUCUUUGGGUCAGGGGAAAGACAGCAUGGAAAUACAGUGGUACCUCGGGUUAAGUAUUUAAUUCGUUCCGGAGGUCCGUUCUUAACCUGAAACUGUUCUUAACCUGAAGCACCACUUUAGCUAAUGGGGCCUGCCGCUGCGCCGCUGCUGCACAAUUUCUGUUCUCAUCCUGAAGCAAAGUUCUUAACCUGAGGUACUAUUUCUGGGUUAGCGGAGUCUGUAACCUGAAGCGUUUGUAACCCGAGGUACCGUACCACUGUAAGCAAAAUUGAGAUUGUAGCGGGACAGAAACUUUUGGGCAUAAGAUGAUAGAACCACAGAAUUGUAGGGUUGGAAGGGAUUCCGUGGGUCAUCCAGCCUCUGCUUAAAAGCUCCAAGGAAGGAGAGUCCACAGCCUCCCUAGGGAGACUGUUCCAUGCAAGAAAUAGAGACGAAAACUUGACCCCUGCAACAAAUAUGGAAAGACUGUUGGAAGAUGGAGGGCAGAAAAAAGAAAGGGCUUCUUCAAGUGGUGCCGAGUUAAACUAUGCAACUCCCUCCUGCAGGAAGCAGUGAUAGUCACCAACCCAGAUGGCUUUAAAAAUCAAAACCUGAAAAGGGAGAAAAACUGCAAAUUCCAACAGGCUCCUCCCUGUCUUCUUGAGGCUCUAUAUGUGUCUUUUUUUGGGGGGGGGAGAUGCCCUUGAUUAGUCGCCAAAGAGCAGCACUCCAGAUAUUAUUAACCCAAGCCUCUAUUGGUAUAUUAGAGGUUUCCUUCCGUCGUUGGGAAAUUAUUAGUUUAGCUGCUGUGAACAGGAAAGAAAUUAAUUUUUUAGAUUUAAGGUUGGAGUUUGGGGUCAAAUCUAGUGAUAAUAAAGCAAGUGCCAAAUUAGGAGGGAUAUUUUGGUAAUUUUGGAGGUCAGGUGAAAAACUUUUUGCCAAAAGACAUGGACCACAGUACACUCCCACCAACCAUGGAAGUAGGAACCUCAUUCUCCACAACUUUUCCAGCAUAAUGGUGAGCUGGAUGGAUUGAUCUUUGCAAGGCGUAGGGGGGGGGAGUGCAAAGUCACCAAAAGAUAAUUUUAAGGGAAAUUUCCUGGAGGUGAGCUGAAAUUGUUGUUAGAAAAGGAUUAUGCCAUAUAGAUUCCCAUGUUUUUUCACUUAUUGAGGUUUCUAUGUCAUUCAAAUAUCUUCCAUGCUGCCCACAAAGCUGUCUACUGUAUAUGUAUCUUGGGGCUUUAUUCCCCCCCACACACACUUGAGGCUUUAUAUUAUUAUUGUUCUGGUUGUUAUUGUGAGUAUUGCUAUCACUACUACUAUAUUUAUUGCCCAGGGCAGGUUACAACCAUUUUAAACCUUCGUAUUGACAAGAGUGAAAACAAAUGACAGUCAGAGCAAUAGGGUGGGUCCUGAAAGCACAAGUCUCCAGUGUCAGAGGCCAUAGUGAAGAGGGGAAGGUACCAGGUGCUAGGAUCAUGGCAAUGAAAGUACUGAAUAGAGUUCAGGUGAUAACACAAUCCUGUUUAACACCUGAUCCCACUAUGAAUGGUUCACUUUGAGGGCCCAGAAACCUAUGUCCCCAUUGUGGAAGGACGUGUGGAUCCAGAAUUGGCUUCCACAGUCACUUAUGGACUCACAGUAAAAACUGUGUUUAUGGAGGACAAUCUUACUUGGCUACGAGUGCCGAGGAACUGCCACAAGGAUGCGCUGUUUUGGGCUACCUCUUCACCUAAAACGCAGAGGGUGGUGAAACUCCCAAGGGAGCCCCCUUUGCCAACCUGAGCACCCAAGAGUGUAGAGAAGGAGAUGGUUCUGCUUAAGUGAACAGCUCACGUGAGCACUUUGAAUUGGGUCUGGAAAUGAAUGGACAACCCCAGCAGCUCUUUUAAAACAAGAAUUAAAUGUGUUAUCAAAGGUUGUUGCACAGCCCCCAGUCCCCUCCCCAUUCAUCUUUUCAUGGUGGUAGAUGGGAAGAAGUGGUUGUGGAACCAGACCAGGUAGGGUGAAGGAGCAAUGAGGUGACAUAGGCUGAGCGGUGGGGCAGCCAGGGUUCCCCUGGGCCUGAAUGAAUCUUCUAAGCAAUUGACAAACCAUAAAAAAAAAAAAAUCAGUGGUCAGGAUUCACAUAACCAGCUCCAUCACUUGCACAAUGGGGCUUCCCCCAAUGUCCUCUACCUCCCUGUGCCCCCAUGUGCCCCUUGACAUUGGCUAAGGGCAUCGGGAGGGUAUCUCAAUCCCCAUAACAUCACAUGGCUUGCUCAGACAGAAUGAUUAGAAUAACACCAUGUGGAGUUUCAGCCAUUUUUACAAAGAUGUUAAAAAAAACAUGCACAAUUAAAACAUGCAGCAAAAGAAUCCUAUUAAAACAACAAACAACAGAACAAUGUGUUGGAGAUAAUGUUUAUGCUAAGAGAAUGACAUUUUUCUUUGUCUUUUAGGGUCCUUUGUGCUUUGAAGAAGUAGCUGUUUGUGGGAUCAUGGACUCUCUCGGUAAGGCUCCCUGUUGGAUCACAUGUGUUUUGAAAUUCAAUACAUAUCCCUAAGCGAGGAACCUCCAGUAUCUUAAAGGAGCUCAACUGCACCACCUACAGCAUCUGGAAUUCUAAACCUUCCACAGCCUUGAAUGAAGGGCUGUCUACUGUUUGGUCUGUGAAUAUUCUUCCUCCGGUUAUUCCUUUUUAAACCAUGAUCAGCCUGGUCUGAACUGAUAAAUGUAGACUACAGAGUAGCUUCUGUCUAUUUUUGGUUGAACAAAGAGACAGCAGCCUUUGGAGAUGGAGCAGAUUCCAUUAAUGGGCCAAAUAAAACCCAUCCCAGGAAAGAGCUAGGUUUUUCAAAUCUCAGGUUCUCAUAAAUAGCAUUAAAUAGCAUUAAUUAGCAUUGUUCAAUACUUUGAGGCUCCAUUUCUUCCCAAGGCUUUAAUCUAUUUCGCUGUUUGUUGCAGGUGGUGAUGAUUUGGAAAUUAAGAACAAGGGAGACCACAGCAAAACACACACAGUGGAGAGACAAUCAAAAUAUUCAGAGGGUGGAGAGAAUUUCAGUCAGAGCUCCCAUUCCAUUUCCAGUCAUGGAAAUCCUAUUGAGAAGAAACCUUUCCAGUGCUUGGAAUGUGGAAAGAACUUCAUUCGAAACUCCCAUCUCACUUCCCAUCAAAGAAUUCAUACUGGGGAGAAACCUUAUCAGUGCUCGGAAUGUGGAAAGAGCUUCAGUCAGAAGGAAAAUCUCACUUCCCAUCAAAGAAUUCAUACUGGGGAGAAACCAUAUCAUUGCCUGGAAUGUGGGAAGAGCUUUAAUACAAGCACAAGCUUCCAUAGACAUAAAAAUAUUCACCGUGGGGAGAAACCCUACACGUGCUUGGAAUGUGGAAAGAGCUUCAGUCAGAACACUCACCUCACUUCCCAUCGGAGAAUUCACAGUGGGGAGGAACCAUAUCAGUGCUUAGAAUGUGGAAAGAGCUUCACCUGGAAGGAAAGUUUCAUUUCCCACCAAAUCAUUCAUACAGGGGAUAAACCGUAUCAGUGCUUGGAAUGUGGAAAGAGCUUUAAUACAAGCAAAACCUUUCGUCAACAUCAAAGUAUUCAUUGUGGGGAGAAACCAUUUCGGUGUGAAGAGUGUGGAAAGAUUUUUAGACGAAAGGAAAAUCUCACUUCCCAUCAAAGAAUUCAUACAGGGGAGAAACCAUAUCAGUGCUUUGAAUGUGGAAGAAGCUUCACCCAGAAGGAAAGUCUCAAUUCCCAUCAAAUAAUUCAUACAGGGGAGAAACCCUAUCUGUGCUUGGAAUGUGGAAAGAGCUUCAACCAGAGGGCCAAUCUCAUGGCUCAUCAAAGAAUUCAUACAGGGGAGAAACCAUAUCACUGCUCAGAAUGUGGCAAGAGCUUCAGUAAGAGGGCCAAUCUUACGGCCCAUCAAAGAGUUCAUACAGGAGAGAAACCAUAUCAGUGCUCGGAAUGUGGAAAGAGCUUCAGUCGGAACUCCCAUCUCACUUCCCAUCAAAGAACUCACAGUGAGGAGAAUCAUAGAAUCACAGAAUUGUAGAAUUGGAUGGGAACCAGUGUUGAACCAAAGGUGAGACUGUUCUGGAAGGCCUGCAAAUGCCAUAGUGGUAGUCAAGAUAACCGCAAACUAAUUGGUAGUUGUUUAAGUAAUGAAUUCACCUAUGUUUAUGUAUUUGCUCUGGUAUAUGCAAAUUGGCUUGCUUUGACGCUAUGCUUAUGUGUGGGCUGGGGUGCUGGGCUCUUGGCCCAGAAAAGGAACCUAUCUGUAAGACUUGAGUAUUUGCUACCUAUGCCCUCAUUGGCCAGGUGGAAUUAAGGGAGGUUCUCGCCAAAGUGACAUACGCUACUUUGUGCAAAAGUAUUACUUAAUAUUGUACAUUGUAGAAAAGUCAUGACGACCUCUCACUGCUCUGGUGGCUUACUCGUGUCUGUAACGGCAGUGGGGCUGUGCAGGUAUGUCACAAAUUUACACCUUUCUGGAAUAAAGCACUAGAACUGGUCAUUCUGGCACUUUUGACAUCUUUCCUUGGUAUCCCUGCAUCAAACCACUCGUACAGGCCCUCCUUUGAGCCUGUCAAUUGGUGUAGAUACUAAAAUAAGGUGGAUUGGGGUAGGAAGGCCAUGGGGCUGCAGAGGAUCCAGCUUAUUUUAUUGAUGACUUGUUAAUUAUUUCAUAUAACUUAUGCUGCAUUUGUGAUGUUAUGUUCUAUUGUUUGUAAGCCACUUUGGGAUUUCUUUGAAUGGAAAGUGGUAUAGAAAUACAACCAAUCCAUUCCAAUCCAAUCCAGUCCUCAGCCUGCUGGGCUGCUCAGGGAGAUGGGCAGUGUUUUCAACCUUCCCCUUCCUCCCCAUAUGGGGUAAAGCUCCCCGUUCCUCCCUUUCUGAACAGGCAGAGGUCAAGGAGGGAGCAACUGUGCCUGCCCCUGUUGGGAGGCCUGAAAAAGCCAAGAAAAUGGAUUAUGUGGGGAGUAAAAAAGGAGAGAUCUUUGGAACCCAGAGAAAGUGGGAUCAGCAGAGCAGGAGUGACAGAGGAACCAGGAAGAACAAACAAAGAAAAAUGGGAAAUCCUUUCCAAAAUGGACCAUGGAGGUAGAACAGGUCAGUGACCUGCAAAUUGAGCUUUCAUUUUAUUUUGGAUAUAAUAUUCAGUUAGAAUCUUGAGAAAGGCUGUGGAAUAAAGGUAUGAACUUUACUGCAUAUAGUGCACUUAAAAAAAAUGUGAUGAAAAUGAUAUAUAGAUGGUAUUUAACACCAUCAAAACUUGGUAAAAUGUAUAAGACAAGAUCUAACAAGUGUUGGAAAUGCAAAGAAAAGGAAGGUAUCUUUUACCAUAUGUGGUGAACUUGUAAAGAGGUGAAGGCUUUUUGGGAAAUGAUAUAUAACGAGUUAAAGAAAAUGUUUAAAAACACUUUUGUUAAAAAACCAGAAGUCUUUUUACUGGGUAUAGUAGGUGAAGAGAUAUGAAAAAAGAUAAAAGACUGUUCAUAUAUGGAACAACAGCGGCAAGAAUCCUUUUAGCCCAAAAAUUGAAAUAACAAGAAGUACCAGUGAAAGAAGAAUGGUGGAUGAAAAUGAUGGACUUUGUGGAACUGGUGAAGCUGACGGGAUAAAUCUGAAACCCACACGAUCAAGUACAUUAAAAAAUACUGGAGUAAAUUUAUACAAUAUUUGAAAGAUCACUGUAAGCAAUUAACAACACUAGUAGGGUUAUCUGAAGACUUGUAAAAAGAUUUUUUUUUACCUUUCUAUAUAUAUUUAAAUUUUGAUGUAUUUAGUACAGUGGUACCUCUGGAUGCGAACGGGAUCCGUUCUGGAGCCCCAUUCGCAUCCUGCAGUGAACGCCACCUGCACGUGCGCGGGUCACGAUUCGUCGCUUCCGCACAAGCGCGUGAUGUCAUUUUGAGCGUCUGCGCAUGCGCAAGCAGCGAAAACUGGAAGUAACGCGCUCCAUUACUUCUGGGUCGCCGCAAAGCACAACCCGAAAACGCUCAACCUGAAGCUACUUCAACCCGAGGUAUGACUGUAAUGAGUUAUAUUAGAAUUGGAAAAUAUAUAAAAUGCUGUGAUAUAAGGUUAGUUUUGAAAACCAAGAGGUGGGAGGGAAGGAAGCUGACAGGCUCUAAAGAGCCAAAGAAGUAAAGUGGAUAAUAAUGAUGUGAUUAUAUAUGUUUAAAUGGAAAAUUAAUAAAAAUUAUUUAAAAAAUAAUAAUUGAGUUUUCAUCCGAAUUUCUUUGCCCCAAGUUUGCAAGGAGGUGACUGGUCUGAUCCUGCAGGGCUAUUCUUGUGCUCUGGCCAGGAAGGGUCCUUGGCUCCCAGUCACCCACCAGGCCCUGAGGAGACCCAGACUUGCUGAGCUUCAGCAAGGAGCGCACCUUCUGCUCAUACUCAGGGGCCUUGCUGGAGUCUGCUUUACCCCUUUGAAGGCCAGGACUGAAACUAUUUUUAUAUAUUGCAAAUUAUUCCUCCUUUCAUUUUUCUUUCUUUUUUAAUGGUGUUGGUUCCUUAGUACACUUUUUAAAGAGAGAACCUGAUUCAGCCAGAACUGCCACCAUCUUUUUACAGUUUGCUUCCUCCCUUGGAAUGCCACUGGGCUGCUGGGCUGUGUUACCUGCAGGUCCAGGAGUUCCCAGGGAAGAGGAUGAAUGGCCUGCUUUGUCCCUCCUGAGUGAACAGUCUGUUUCUGUGGCCUGGUGAGGCGCAAGAGAGGUAGGCUUUCUUGGUUCUGUCUUCACAGCCUAUGUGCCAAGGGCAGGGGUUGCAGCUGCUCUGCAGGGCAGCAGGAAAGGCUCAAAGCGAAUGUGGCAGACGGUGUUGGCAUUACCCACCUUUGGGAGGAAACUGGUCUAAACUUUUGCAUUUCAAUCCCCCCCCCCUUAUUAUUGGUAUACAUGGUGAAUUCUGUCUUUUUCAAUGAUUUGUGAUAUACCUUUUUUGAGUAGAAACCUUUUGUAUGACACACUCCAAUAAAUGUUUUGCAAUUUUA